Messenger RNA from Brassica rapa (field mustard), 2011 nucleotides. RefSeq lists its product as uncharacterized. Lineage: Eukaryota; Viridiplantae; Streptophyta; Magnoliopsida; Brassicales; Brassicaceae. The record is from RefSeq and is a predicted model, not a curated record.
AUCUCUUAGGCUAUUCUUCUUUGUAAUAGAAAGUGCAUUUUCAGUGUAAUAGAUAUUUUUUUUUUUUUGUAAAAAAUGAAAAUUUGGUAUAAUAAACUUAACAUUUUACUAAGAAAAAAAACUAUAAAUUAAAGAAAGCACUAACCUUUUGGAGCUGACGUAACAAACUAGGCGAGUUGAUCUUGUUCGUGGAUCCAUUCACCACUACUUUUGUUUUUGUUUUCUUUCAUUAAUAGAACAAAAAGGCCUACCACUUUUGUUUCUAUCCCACUUUUUAUCGAUGCUAAAUGGUUUACUAGUCAUGUAAUAUCUGUUGCUCAAAAAAAAAGUCAUGGAAUAUCUUUCAAGAAACCAAGUGUUGCUAGUUCAGCUAGAAGGAUAAAAUAAGAAUUAAUUAUAUGAAAAUCUCAAAAUGUCAAAAUAACUAUUUUAAAAUAUUUAAAUAAACAUUUUUAGAUAUUUCUAGAUGAGUAUCUUAAUAUUAUGAAAUAAUAGUUUAAUUAAUUAUCAUUUUUAUUUAUAGUUGGGUUAUAUAUUCUAAGGUAAGUACUUCCCGAAAGAAAACGUUUUAAAUGUUGCCAGUUCUACUAUAAAUGUAUCUAAAGCAAAGUAUAUAAUUAAAUUAUGUUUUUUUUUAAACUGGCCUAACAAAAAAUAAUAAUGAUUAUAUGAUGUAGUUUCAUUUCUGGGAAAUUACAAAGAAGAUACAUCUCCCAACGACCACAAAAUCCCAAUCCAUAAAUCAUGUUAUCACUCAAUUUCCGGUUUAGCAUGUUUUGUCUAGCUAUUACAUAAUAUCAUUUGGACAUAUUAGCUUUUUGUGGUCCUUGAAAAUAAAUUUUAUUUAUUAAAAUAUAUAAUUAGAUAAGUAUAUUCCUUUCGGCUUCCAUUCUACAAAAAUAAAGAAAUAAAGAUUCAUUUUUCUAACUGAAAAAAAAAACACAGAACUCCAUGUUUACUCUUACUUGCAACAUACUCCCAAAGGUCAGACGACCAACAAUCAUCAGAGCUACAUUGGAGUCGUCUGCUAACUCCAAUACCACCGAUGGCUACCAAAACAUCUUGAUGAUGCGUCACGGUGACCGCAUUGACCAAGUCGACCCACUCUGGCUCGACACAGCUGCUAGACCUUGGGACCCUCCGCUCGUUCACGACGGUAUGGUUCGAGCGUUUCGAACUGGUCAACGUAUUCGAUCUCAGAUACGGUUUACUAUCCACAGGGUCUUCGUCUCUCCCUUCAUCCGCUGCGUCCAGACUGCUUCAGAAGUAGUCAACGCUCUCUCAGCCGUUGAUUUGGACCCUAGCGCUACAACGUCUAAAGACGUCCUCUCCAUCGACAAAUCCAAGCUCAAGGUUUCUAUUGAAUUUGGGUUGAGCGAGAUGCUGAACACAAUAUCUAUCAAGCCUGAGAUUGUCCCCAAAGAUAGAAAAUUCGAGUUCUUGAUUUCAGAUCUUGAAUCUAUGUUUCCUGAGGGAAUGGUGGAUCAUAAUGCGGUUCCAGCUUAUAAAGAGAUGCCACUAUGGGGAGAGACUGUACAAGGAUGUACAGAUCGAUAUCUUAGUGUGGUGAACACUCUUGCUGAUCAGUAUCCUUCAGAGAACUUGCUCUUUGUCACUCACGGGGAAGGAGUAAGGACUACAUUUGCAACCUAUAAAGAAGUAGAGGUGUACGAUAUUGAGUACUGUGCCUGUGCUGAACUGAGAAGACAUGUCUCGAGUCAAGACGGGUCUACUAAAGCUGGACACUUUGAGGUCAUUACAAGUCUUGGUCAAUCGGGAAUCAAGUAUCAUUAACAAAAACAGCAGAGCAUUGAUCAUGUCCUUAAACAAACUCCGGUUUAGUAAAAUGUAUUCGGAAGAUCAUCAUGUCUUUGGAAACUUAACCGGAUACCGGAUAUCUAGAAUUUUCCGGUUAACCUGCCUUGCACUUCAUUACAAAAGGAAAUAUAUAACAAGAACUAUAUUGUAGUCAGUCCAAGAAAAUUAAUAAAAGAUAUAUUAACUCGCUUCA